This is a messenger RNA of Sitodiplosis mosellana (orange wheat blossom midge), 2836 nucleotides long. Its product is annotated as neuropeptide SIFamide receptor-like. The transcript has 9 exons. Gene Ontology annotation, cellular component: membrane. The record is from RefSeq and is a predicted model, not a curated record. Gene Ontology annotation, biological process: G protein-coupled receptor signaling pathway. The coding region runs from base 413 to 1690 and encodes 425 amino acids. Gene Ontology annotation, molecular function: neuropeptide Y receptor activity; peptide binding. Lineage: Eukaryota; Metazoa; Arthropoda; Insecta; Diptera; Cecidomyiidae.
ACGAGAAAAAAAAACGUGAAUUCAAUUUGAUUGAAUUUGAUAACCCAUUCGAAGUUGUUGCAUUGAUCGCGUGAUAUUGGACAAAGUGCCGGAAGAACAAAUAGCUCUCUUUUUUUCGGAAAAUUUGAUUCAACAUAUCGCUUCUUGGAAAUGUAUCAAAGUGACUAUUGAUGCCGACAAGUUAAGCUUCCACUAAACCCUGCGGAUGAUCUUGAUAAAAUUCCCACAUACAAUUUUCAAGCGGUAAUGAAUAACGUUGAUGAUUAAAACGGCUGCUAUUUUUAGUCAACAUUAUUUCGAACGCAUGUUCUCAAAGAGCUUACAAUGACAUCUGUUUCCGUGUGAUAGCGCAGUGAUUUGUGUACAAGAAUCCUCCAAGAGUUUUGUAUAAGGAUCAAAACAAAGAACAAAAAUGGCUUACACGUCAGAUGAUAUGACUAGUUCACAGGAUGCGAUUUCUAAUUGGACGGUUUUACAUUCGAUCGCUUACAUGAGCGCUUCGAAUAACACAACUUCUGGUGACUCCACGACAGCCGAUGAAAUUGACAAUUUACGCUAUGGAAUGAUAACAUCAAUUAUCUUCACUAUCGCGUACUGUAUGAUAUCAAUAAUAGGCGUGGUUGGAAAUGUGGCCGUAUUCAUAGUCGUUACUAAAUCACCCCAAAUGCGAACGUUGACGAACAAAUUAAUUGGAAACUUGGCCAUUGCUGAUUUACUCGUGAACGUGGUGUGUGUACCAUUCACACUGGUGUCAAAUCUGUAUCCAGAAUGGACGUUGGGCACUUUCAUAUGCAAAACGGUGUCGUACAUGCAAGGUGUGUCAGUUUCAGCAUCUGUGAACACUCUGAUGGCCAUUUCGAUCGAACGCUGCAUUGCAAUAUCAUGUCCCUAUGUGUCAAUUACAUCGAGGCAAUAUAAAGUGGCCGUAACAAUGAUAUGGCUAAUUGCAUUGUCUGUGAAUUUGCCUUGGUUGUACGUUUUCCAGUUGGAGCCAAUUGAAUCAGGCAGUAAUCGAAAAGUUUGCAUCGAGCUGUGGCCAUCCACUUUUUCGGAGAAUGUUUAUUUCGUGCUGGCUAAUUUGAUACUCUGCUACUUGGCACCGUUGAGUGUAAUUACAUUUUGUUAUGUCAUAAUAUGGAGGAGUGUAGCCCACCGUAGCAUACCCGGCGAGUAUCUGGGAUACAAAAGUACGCGCGAUUCAAUCAACAAGAGCCGUCUCAAAGUCACUAAAAUGGUAUUCGUAGUUAUAAUUACGUUUGCAUUGUCAUGGUUGCCACUUUAUUGCAUUUUUUGCAUCGUCAAAUUCUGGGAAGAAAUGCUGUACGACGAACAAGGUCAAGGUGAACUUUACCCUUUUCGGUUAAAUAUCCAAACAGAAAGAAGUCUAAUCAUCUUUUUUUUCUGUUGUUUAGUUAAGGAGGUCAUUUACUUCUUAGUUCCAAUUGCCCAAUGGUUGGGAGCAUCGAAUUCGAGCAUCAAUCCAAUUCUCUAUUGUUAUAUGAAUAAAAAAUUCCGAAUAAGUUUCAUGAAUCUGAUGAUGCGGUGCUCGUUUCGAUUUCAAGACGAUAUAGCAAUGCAUCAAGCACGCAGCGAUGGCAACUACAAAGUCUACAAAUUCAAUAAUAGUGGUCGGACACUAUCGGUCCGAUUCUCGGGCACCAGUCGCAACGAAUACGGAUCGAAAGUUUGAAAUUUUUAAACAGUUCUAAUAGCUUUUACAUUUCCAUGUGAUUGCAAUCAGGGUGAUAAAUUGUUUCAGGAAGAAAUAUAAGAUUUAUUACAAAUAGACAUACAUUGUAAUAUUCGGUGAGUGCCACUGAACGAAUAUUCAUACUUAUUUCGUGCGUGAGACGCACGCGGAUGAGAUGAAUCAAAACGAAAGAGAAGCGGACAACUCCAUACGAACGAACGAUAUAGCACGCAUACAUUUCGUCACUCUGUCGUUAGAAUACCAACACAAACACAAACACGUAGUACCCAUUGACUCUAUGUUCUAGUUGCGCGCUUCCCUUUCGCGAUACGAAUUCCAUAACAACUUCGCGUUCAAGUUAAUUAAUUGUAUCGAGAUAAUGCUCAGUGAAGUUUGUUUGCGGCACAGAAUCGAGGGGUAGAUUUUUUUUUCUUCAAGGAAUUUUCCAUGUAUUUUAAUCUAUUUGUAUAAGGACUCGUGUAUGGUCACACAAACGCCGCUUGCAUUAAGAAAAUGAGAUAUAUAUAUUCUUUAUAAAUGUUGAACCAGUGAAUUCUAUUUUGUUUCAAAUGGAAUCAGAAACCGGAAAGCGAUACUGUCAACAUCAAUGUAUUUCACUCUCUGCGUCUAUUGAUAUCAACAUUUCGAUUGUGGAUCAAUAUGUUCCGCGUUGCGAGAAUCUCGCAAUGUGAGAAUCAUAUUGAUCUCUACGCAUGGCGAUAAAAAUCAUAUUUCUAAGGUAACAAAUAGAUAACAAAUUCUUGAUAAAGUGCGUCAACCGUUAACGAUUCAUUCAAUCAAAAAAAAAAAAUGACGAAGAAAAUGGAUACUGAAUGUACCGAGGCAACAAAUGUACGCACCUUAUCGGUAUUGAUAGCAAACAUAGAAAUUAUGCCAGAGAAUUUUUUCUAUUCGCUAAAGUAAGCAAAGUUGAUUUAUUUUCUUACAUUGUGUUUAAAUAUUUUUGUAUAGUGGUAAAAUCAAAUGUACGUGAUUCUCAACAGAUUCUCUCUGGUUCCAGUGUCAGGAUGAACCUAAGCAUAUUAUUAUUCAUAUUAUUUAAGUGUUUCAAACACAUAUUUUUGUAUAGGUUAAAUACAAAAAAGAAACAUUCUCGCUCUACGCUACGCGUAGAGUCUUCUAGAA